This is a messenger RNA of Cariama cristata (Red-legged seriema), 885 nucleotides long. RefSeq names its product dnaJ homolog subfamily B member 9-like. Gene Ontology annotation, molecular function: protein-folding chaperone binding; misfolded protein binding. NCBI's taxonomy places the organism in Eukaryota, Metazoa, Chordata, Aves, Cariamiformes, Cariamidae. The transcript is spliced from 3 exons. The record is from RefSeq and is a predicted model, not a curated record. Bases 1 to 672 code for a protein of 223 amino acids. Gene Ontology annotation, cellular component: endoplasmic reticulum.
AUGGAAGACUUUGGAAACAGAGAAAUGGCCACUACGCAAUCUGUCUUCACAUUUGCUCUCUGCAUUUUAAUGAUAACUGAAUUAAUACUGGCUACAGAGAGCUAUUAUGAUAUCUUAGGAAUUCCAAAAAAUGCAUCUGACCGCCAGAUCAAGAAGGCAUUUCACAAGCUGGCUAUGAAAUACCACCCAGACAAAAAUAAGAGUCCUGGUGCAGAAGCAAAAUUUAGAGAAAUUGCUGAAGCAUAUGAAACAUUAUCAGAUGAGAAUAAACGAAGAGAAUAUGAUCAGUUUGGCCGUCAUGGAGGACAAGGAAAUAACGGAAGCCCAUUCCAUCAAUCAUUUAAUUUCAACUUUGAUGAUCUGUUCAAAGACUUUGACCUCUUUAGUCAAAACUCACGGUCAAAAAAGCACUUUGAAAAUCACUUCCGAAGUCAUCGGGAAGCUCACAAUCGGCAAAGACGUUCUUUCCAAGAGUUCUCCUUUGGAGGUGGACUGUUUGAUGAUGUGUUUGAAAAUAUGGAAAAAAUGUUUUCGUUUAGUGACUUUGAAAAUGCACACCGACAUGCGGUGCGAACUGAUACCAGAUUUCAUGGAUCCAGCAAGCACUGUAGGACUGUCACUCAGAGACGAGGAAACAUGGUUACCACGUAUACAGACUGUUCUGGACAAUAAUGUUUCCUUUCUUUUCACCUCUUCUUGUCUUCUUUCAAUAUCUUCAUAAUCUUUCUUGGUUUUGUGCUAACAUGGAAAAAUUCUUUGAACUGUUUGUUCUAAUAACCACUCAACUGCUAUAAAGAAAUUGUAGAUGAAACUAAUCUUCAGAAUAGAAACAACAUGCAUUCGGGAAAUAAAUGUCUCGGUAACUACUUAGAACGGGAGAGAAAU